AUGCAAGAAAAUGAAGAAAAUCCGAACAAAUGCCAUAGAAAAGCACUUUUAUCUUUAUUUUUCGUUCUCGAACUUCUAGCUUUCACUUUUAGUUUAAUCGCCGUUGUGAGUCCAAGCUGGCAAUAUGCUUUUCUUGAGAAUGGAAGAACUGAACACCAUCAUGGAUUAUGGCUUGACUGUAAAAGAGAUUAUUCAAAUGAAUAUGGUCGAACGAGAGAAUAUUAUGAAACACUGUACAAGCUUGAUUGGCAACAAAGUCCAUUUUAUAAAUAUUUUCUGCCACAGCUUAAUUGUGUAUACAAAUUCGAUUAUUAUAUCGAUACGGAGGAUUUAUAUGAUCAUAAUCAUGAUGAGAAUCGCCUUCAGGAUGACGCUAACCAACAUCUUUUUCUAGGAUGGAAAAUAGCUUCACUUGUAGCCUUAGGACUUGCUAUUCUUUUUUCGGCUGCUGCCUUACUGGUUUGCAUCUGUGCAUUCUGCCAUCGUAGUUUCAUAUCAGCAUCAACAGUAUUGGUCUGCGUUGCAGUAGUUCUGUCGUGCAUAGGAUUGCUUAUAUUUUAUAUUUGGGGUAAUUAUCAAGAUAAUAGCAUCAUCAAAGAAGAAGACGGGAUAUACCAGCAGUACUUUGGGUGGGCGUUUUAUGCACAAGUAAUCAGUAUGAUUCUUCAUUUUCUGGCUUCGUUUUUUGGUUGUAUUGCAGCAUCAGUUGCUUUUAAAAAAGCUAAAGCCAAAUUGAUCAAGAUUGAAGUGGUCGAUGAAGAUAAUUCAAGUUUAUUGAAGGCAGGCUCCUCGAAUCCUUUCAAACGCUCUUUCUCUGCUAUUUAUCGAGUGGAUUCAGCAGCAUUAAGAAACUGGGAAAAAGAAUAUAUGAAUAGAAUUCAAACAGGUUCUUCGGCAGGUUUUUUCUUCUAUUAA
Messenger RNA from Dracunculus medinensis (Guinea worm), 915 nucleotides. The record is from the annotation of a GenBank genome assembly. Lineage: Eukaryota; Metazoa; Nematoda; Chromadorea; Rhabditida; Dracunculidae.